Molecule: messenger RNA, 3426 nt
Organism: Blastomyces dermatitidis ER-3
Lineage: Eukaryota; Fungi; Ascomycota; Eurotiomycetes; Onygenales; Ajellomycetaceae
Exons: 5
Coding region: 1760-2200 (146 amino acids)
Source: RefSeq, a predicted model, not a curated record
UUAAAAUCAUAUUUUAAUAGAGUUGAUCCAGACUCUCAUCAGCGCCAUCAUAGAUUAGAUGCGACUCAUAUAUUCUUUCAGCUUCCUGAAGUGUGCCUUGUAAACGAUCGACUAAGUUGGUUAGAGGAUGAUUCUUGAUAUUGCGAUCUUCUUGUGAAAGUCCCGCCAUUUUGACAGUAUAAAAGACUGUUGAGUUGGUGUGAGGUUAAUCAGGAGUUGUAAGGGAAGAAAAGUUCAGUUUGAUAUGCUAAUUGUAUGUGAUGAAUGGGAAGCAAACACAGGAAUGAAAAUGCAGAAUUGUUAGGAAGUUAUGAUGUAUGAUAUUUUGAUGCAGUGCGUGGACGGAUAUAGAAGGGUACAUUGCACAUGAAGAAUUCAAUCGCGACGGAGCGGACCCAUACGUGUCGCCCAGCUGAAACGGCUAUUCCCAUUUAGGAUUAAAUAUAGGCAAUAAGAGGCUAGCAGGGUUUCCUAAUUCGGCAGGUGAUUUUCGUUUAUGAUUCCCAGAAAGUUAUUUACAUCCAACGGAUGAGGUCGGGCAGGUUUUGUAUAAUGGAGCGCGAAAAGAAGACGCAUCCUGUUUGUUUUGUCCUUCUGCAUGGUCUUCAAGAAGUCAGAUAAAGGAGAGCUGACCGAUGAAACGGCUGAGGAACCUCCUGACAUCUAGGGUUUAGAAUGCCUUGCAAUCUUUAUAAGCACUAGCAGUUAGUUUGAAUUAGCAUCAACUUGCUCAAAGAUGUCUGUUGUCCGGGCCAUCCCUUCUAACAAAAGUACAUUGAGGCCAUGAUCUAGGAAGAAUUGAAGGGACAAUCAGAAGCAGGACAGUACCCACCACAUGAAAAUUCACUCUUGUAUCUGGGCAGGCCGUGGCGGGCGUUGAUAUGACGAUGAACUUAAAACAGUGUUUAACAAGGAGGUACUGCUCUUAUCAGUCCGAGUUAUUGAACAUUGCCAAUUUCAUAUCCGGCGCCUAAAGAUGCGGAAAGGAGCUCUGCUGCCAUGCAGAAAUCCGAAGUCCUGUCACCCAGAAGAGUACCGAGCGUCCCUUUGCUGGGUUAUGGAUGGAGAUCUCGAUGUCCCUACAGUCAUCUGCUCCGUGAAAAAGUUCCAAUGUCCUGCUAAAUCCGUGUUCAUCCAAGUUGCUAGAACAGGCUUACCGUAGAUCUUGAUCACUUAACGUCACCUGAAAUGUAAUUGUUAGAGAACCUUCCAGAUGCUUCUGUGUGUGAGGCAUAAGUAUACUACUGCAGCUGACGAGACAUUAUUUUAGAGCAAUGUGAUAGACUUCAUGGAGUACGAUUUUAGAAACUGUAGAUGUUCUUUUUAAGGGUCAAGCCUAGUCAAGUUGAUCUAUCCGUUAGAACAUCAUUAUGGUCAAAACAGGGAAUAGAAACUCAGGAUUGGCCAUAUGUGGCUGUAGUUAAAGCCAAUCUUUGUCCAAAGCGAAAUCACUGCCAAGAUUUGGUUGCUCCUCUCAAUGUUGUCUUUCCUUUCCACCUGGGUUUCCGCGUAGUCAGGCCGCAUCAGUUAGAAAAGUAAAUAUAUUCUUCAAUGAGAAUCAUGCCACUUGUCUGGCUAAGAAUGAGCACAAUUUGUGAGAUCAUUGGUCAUAUCGAGAUCACAUGGCAUAUUUUAUUGCCGGCUCGGCUCACCGCCUUGAAUUCGCGGGGCUGAGAGUUGUGAUUGACAAUCUUCAAUACUCAGAUCGGUUCUAUAUUUUGGGGGACAGAAGACAUAUUUAUAAUAUUAUUCGCUGAAAAUGGCUCAAACAGACCACCUUAAGAAAAAACGACCUUCCGAGUCCGCGAAAAAAGAACUGGAAUUAGUGGCGGAAUGGAUAGGCGGAAAUGAUAUUCGAUGGGAACACCUAGGAGGAGCGUUAUACGAGUGUAUCGAUGCGAUGUUGGAUGACAAACUGAGUCGAUAUGUUGAAAAAUUGGAAGAACCCGAAACUCGGCAGCGUGUUUUUCGAGUACCUGGAUCCAAAUAUGCCCGUAUACUCGCGUCUGGCGGAGUGGCUCAUAUACACCCUAUCCGUGUACAUGGGGAAGCUGCAACAGUUGACUCAAUCCCCGUUCAAGUCGGAGAGUAUAUCACAAUAAGAAAGGAAGUACGUGUUGAACUUGCGACGGAUUUCUUGGUUAUAUCAAAGGGCAAGCCAAAGCAGGAAAGUGGCCACGAUUCCGGGGAUCAGGAAUAGCCUGUUAUCUCUGGGAAAGAUAUUCCGGCAAAUUUUGCCCAUCAACAUCAAAGGGCGGCAGCACCCAUUCAUCACUAUCAACAUCAAACGGCGGCAGCACCCAUUCAUCACUAUCAACAUCAUAAUAGGUUGGCAGCGGAUCCCCAUUAUUGAUAUCUAAGGACGGCAGUGAAUGUGUAUCAUCGACGUCCGCCGCUGGAAGGGCUUCAAUUUGUGGUAGGCACUGGUCCACCCCAUCUGGCUGGAAAGUCUCUGUUCCAUUCAUUUCUUGUCUGGCUGUAACUAGAGUCAAAUUAGUCAACAAUCUUAACACUUAUUUAUCAUCCGUACCUUUGUUUUGUUCAAUUUCCCCAAAACUUGUUACACUAGACAGCAGGCUAAAAUCGAGUUGUGACGUCCUUACCUCCUCGAUGUUGAACGGUAGUGGAUAUGAAAUAUCGCCGUCAGCGCGAUUCUGCGCAAUAUCUUGGUGGCCAUCAGCCACUACGUUGGAACCUAUCAAUCCAAUUAGCCGCGAGCAAAUGGUGGAGACAGACACGUGCAAGCCUCAAUGUCGAAGCAAUGAUUGCAGCGUACCAUUAUGUGCGUUUUCAGCUGCGAUCGGUAAAGCCUCUGUGAUAGUUCUCGAAUCCGCCAUACGAUUGGGUGAUGGAACAGGCGAGGACGUAAAGCCAGCACCAGCAGGAGGUGGAGGAGGGGAUCGGUGCAUUGUAUCAAUAUUCUGUUGUUUUGCGCUGUCGUGAGUCGAAGCUACCGAAGUUGCUGCUGCCACAAGAACUUGCAUUGACAUGUGGUACACGAAGGCAUCAGCUCGAGAACUCCCAUCACUGGGUACAUUUUGGCACUCAUUAGUCGCGUGGGAUUGAUGUUCCUUGGAAAUCUUUGCUUGCAAGCCGGGGCAUGGCCGUUUUGCACUGGAUGUGCGAUCGAGACGGCGUCGUUUUAGUCCACUCAUUUCAUCAUCUCGUAAAACAAUCUUUCCUGCCGUAAGGUCUUCUUUGUUCAAGUAGCGAAACAACGCGCUCAUGAGUCUUCCCCGGCCCCGCGAAAGCUCCUCAUAGGACCAUCCAAUUUUCAGAAGGCCGUCGAUUAUAAGUUUCGCGCCUUCAAGGUCACGGUUUUGGAAGCUCCUCUUCAGAAAGGGAAACAUUUUAUCUCGAAAAUCAACUAUGCAUUUAGGGUCGCCCGCUUUCAGAGAUCUCUCCCACCUACCUAACUAAUUAGCG